Molecule: messenger RNA, 7202 nt
Organism: Gadus macrocephalus (Pacific cod)
Lineage: Eukaryota; Metazoa; Chordata; Actinopteri; Gadiformes; Gadidae
Gene: tgfbr1b
Product: transforming growth factor, beta receptor 1 b
Exons: 9
Coding region: 91-1605 (504 amino acids)
Biological process (GO): cellular response to growth factor stimulus; transforming growth factor beta receptor signaling pathway; activin receptor signaling pathway
Cellular component (GO): activin receptor complex; plasma membrane
Molecular function (GO): activin binding; ATP binding; activin receptor activity, type I
Source: RefSeq, a predicted model, not a curated record
CACACACACACACACACACACGCACACACACAAGUUAAGAGCAGAGAAAGAGAAAGAAGCGGAGCUGCCAGGCGGUCUGGAGUCUCUACAAUGGAUGCCGUACCGUUUAAUAUCGCGUUCGUCGUCCUCCUCCUCGGGGCUUGGAUCCAGGGAACGCAGGCCCUGCAGUGCCAUUGCGCCCGCUGCAACGGCAACUCCAGCUGCACCACGGACGGCGUGUGCUUCGUGGCCGCCCGCAAGUCGGGCGGCAAGGUGGUGAUCGAGCGCAGCAUGUGCGUCCCGCUGUACGAGCUGAUCCCCCGCGACCGGCCCUUCAUCUGCGCGGUGGCCGCCCGUGAUGAGAAGGGCAUCUACCCCAAGUGCUGCAACAUCGACUACUGCAACACGGCCGACCCUAGCAUGUUCCCUGUGCCCUCAGAGAAGCCCCCCGCGCUGGGGCCCGUGGCCCUGGCGGCGGUGAUCGCGGGGCCCGUGUGUGUGCUGUGUCUGCUGCUGGUGGUGGCCUUCUACGUGUGCCACAGCCACCGCAUGGGGGCCGGGGGGGUCGGGGCCCACCACCACCGCGUGCCCAACGAGGAGGACCCCAACAUGGACCACCCCUUCAUCACGGGCGGGGCCACCCUCAAGGACCUCAUCUACGACAUGACCACCUCCGGCUCCGGAUCAGGGCUGCCGCUGCUGGUCCAGAGGACCAUCGCCAGGACCAUCAUCCUGCAGGAGAGCAUCGGGAAGGGGCGCUUCGGCGAGGUGUGGCGGGGGAAGUGGCGCGGCGAGGAGGUCGCCGUCAAGAUCUUCUCCUCCCGGGAGGAGCGCUCCUGGUUCAGGGAGGCUGAGAUCUACCAGACGGUCAUGCUGCGGCACGAGAACAUCCUGGGCUUCAUCGCCGCCGACAACAAAGAUAACGGAACGUGGACCCAGCUGUGGCUGGUGUCUGACUACCACGAGCACGGGUCCCUGUUCGACUACCUGAACCGCUACACAGUCACCGUGGAGGGCAUGAUCAAGCUGUCCCUGUCCACCGCCAGCGGGCUGGCCCACCUGCACAUGGAGAUAGUGGGCACACAAGGAAAGCCUGCCAUCGCCCACAGGGACCUGAAGUCCAAGAACAUCCUGGUCAAGAAGAACGGGACGUGCUGCAUCGCCGACCUGGGCCUGGCCGUCCGCCACGACUCGGCCACGGACACCAUCGACAUCGCCCCCAACCACCGCGUGGGCACCAAGAGGUACAUGGCCCCAGAGGUGCUGGAUGACUCCAUAAACAUGAAGCACUUUGAGUCCUUCAAGAGGGCGGACAUCUACGCCAUGGGCCUGGUCUUCUGGGAGAUCGCAAGCCGAUGCUCCAUGGGAGGCAUUCACGAAGACUACCAGCUGCCGUACCAUGACCUGGUGCAGUCGGACCCGUCCGUGGAGGAGAUGAGGAAGGUGGUGUGUGAACAGAAGCUGCGGCCAAACAUUCCCAACCGCUGGCAGAGUUGUGAGGCCCUGAGGGUGAUGGCCAAGAUCAUGCGUGAGUGCUGGUACGCCAACGGCGCGGCCCGCCUGACGGCCCUGCGCAUCAAGAAGACGCUGUCCCAGCUCAGCCAGCAGGAGGGCAUCAAGAUGUAGAGCCGCACACACAUACCCCCCUGUUGUUUUUAUUAUUCAAAGCAAUGUCUUAUAUUAUCAUUAUCAACCUGUCCCUGCCCGGGAGAUUACCUUUUUCUUUCUUUACUGGGCAGGAGUAUAUGUGUAUGUAUAUUUCCUUCAUUUUUUGGUUUUGGUUUCAUUUUUGAGUAGCCACACAGCACCCGUCAACACACACACACACACACACACACACACACACACACACACACACACACACACACACACACACACACACACACACACACACACACACACACACACACACACACACACACACACACACGCACACACUCUGGUGUGGGCCCCCCCAGCCUACGCGGACCACUGGGGCGUGGGCACAAUGGAUAGGCUGGAGGACUCAUCCUGAAAGCUUGUGAGGGAGUGAAGGCCAGACCCCCGCUCUCCUCCGCGCUCUGGGGAGGUCCCGGUAAACCAGGUCUGGGAGGGUCCAACAGAGACCCAACCAAUGGUGCUCCGGCCUGAGAGCCAGUCCACCACAGAGACACGAGGGAGGCCUGCUCUCUCCUCAUGCUGCUGACGUCACUCAGCAGCCCUUCAUCAGCAUGGGCAGCAGAGCUCCUCCCAGUGGUGCCCCCCUCUGCCACUGGUGUGCUCCACUGGUGUCCCCUCUGCCAGUGUUGUCCCCUCCUGGGAGGCUGGUGUUCUGUGUGGCGACGCCCCCUUGCUGUCCCUCUUGUUUUCUGAACCGCCAUCAGUAUUACCGGCAAGACGGGUCAGUUCAUAUCAUUUCUUUCUAUGACAGAGUAUCCGAUUCCUCAGCAUUUUAUUUUGUCAUUAUUUGUGUGUCUCAAUUUCUUAGCUACAUUUGGAAUUUUUGUUUUGGACAGCAUCUCAUUCAUUCUCCGCUAACAUGCUGCAACAUAUGCAAACUAAUGAUUUAUGCUAUACAACACAAGCGGACAACCACAAUAGAACUACAAACCGAGAUAACGACAACAUAGAACUACAACACGAGAUGACAAAAGAAAUACAACACGAGAGGACAACAGGACUACAACACUAAAUGACAAAAGAACUACAACACAGGUGACAACAGAACUACAACAUUAGAUGACAAUAGAACUGCAACACAGGUGACAAUAGAAAUACGACACGAGAUGACGAUAGAACUAUAACACUAGAUGACAACAGAACAACAGGGGACCGCUGCCGCCAUGCCUUCCAGGCUACCCUUCGAGUGCCACAGCUUUAACUGACAGCUCGUCCACCUCCAGCGUGCGGUAGGAGACUGUGUGUGUCUGUGGUGUGUGUGUGUGUCCACACCGUGGUGUGCGUGUGGUGCGCAUGUGCUCUGAGCAGCGACGGCCUCUAGGGGUCGCUGAGGAGCUCCCAUCAUUCUGCUGGCCUCACACUAUGCACACCGGCCCCAGACUAGAGGGGCUGGCGGAGGAGUGACGCACGCAGACACACACACACACACACACACACACACACACACACGUACACACGUGCACGCCAAACUCGACCUGAGCCCUCUCCCUGGUGCCAUCAGCCAGCCUGCGCCUCAGCCAGCCUGCACCUCAGCAGCAGCUCAUCCUGUGGUCCCCAGGGGGCCCCAGCUCCUCCGUCAGGGGCCGAGCAAACAGCCGCUUUGGUCUCGACCGCAUUGGUGCCGUUGUUUACAAAAUGGGGGGGGGGGGGGGCAGGCAUGUUGUUUUCAAGCAUUAACUUUUAUCAAAUGAUAAUCAAAACUUAAAAAAAACUUGGAGUGAUGUACAUUCGUUUUAAAUAUAGCAAGUGGAUAUUUACUAAGCCAUAGGUUUUUCCAUUGAUUUGGAGUAACGUGGUUUAGUUGAUUUAUGUUUUGUCCUUUUAACGGCAAGAUCUUUUUCUACUAGAAUGUACAUUUCUGAAGAUGCCACCGCAAAAACAAAAGAGAAUACUGCAACUUUGUCAUUUCAGCUUUGCAAGCCUUAAGGGACCAACAAAAUAUGCUUUUGUUUCUUCUGUAAAACAUAUAUAUGAAUGAUUACCGGUACUUUGUUUAAAACUGAUCAUAUAUAAUCUUAAGGACAAAAAAUGAUAUGUAGCACAGUCUUAUUUAUUGUCUCGGGGUCAUACUGCCACACAGCUAAACCAGUUCAAGCCCGUCAAAUAACAUUUAAAUAACAACUACUUGGAAUACUGACACACGGCCUGUGAGUUUGGUCCUUCUUCAAAUGUCACUUGAAAGAAUAUCUGGUUAUUCAGCAAGUGCACUUCACGGUUUAGAUGCGUGGCCCUAUGGACCUGGUCGACUAGUUAUCUAGCUAACUAGCUAAGUUUGUCUUUAUUUUCUUCUUCUUCUUUGGUUUUAGACAAUGUAUUGAUGUGCUGCUAUGGAGUCUGGCCGUCCUGCUGAGGAGGGGGCCAGCUCCGGUCGGAUGUACAGUACAUAUCCUCAUUGCCUGACUUCAAUCUGUGCCAUGUCGCUAUUCUGUGGCUCCUCAAGUUCACUUUUGUAUCGACUGGAGCCCAUAAUAGUCCUCCAUUUUGAAAGCCUGUUUUGUAUGAAAGUUAUCAAAAUAGUCUGUGUGAUUGAAUAAUCAACCACAGCAAACUCUCCACAAGUGCAUCAAAACAAAAAAAAUGAAUUUCUGUGCCAUAUACACCUGUAUAGAAAUUGAACUUUCACAAAUGUUGUUUUCCCAUGGAAGGAACUUCUACGUGUGUUGGGUGGGAAGGGGGGUCUACGGUUUUAAACCGGUUUGAUAUAAAAGAGAAGAGAAUCGUCAAUCGUUUGCUGCUAUCUCAAAGCAAAAGAGGGUUCAUUCAUUGCCUCUACUGAACCCUGACCCUAACCCCCACUCCAACCCUGACCCUAACCCCAGCCCAGGGGUCUGGGUUCACCCUAUCCAAGCCUUCAGGGUCCCAAGAUGGGGGGGGGGGGGGGGACAGUAGACUAUCAACAUUCAUUCAGCUACAGUUCUUGAUUGGACUGUGUGGUGUUCAUGUUCUGCUAGACAAGUCAUACUCUGGGACAUUAACAACAACAAAAGCUCAACUCAACAGCACCUCCCCUGGUUCGCCUCCACCAGGACACCUGUUCAUUCUGUCUUAAUGAUCACCAGCAGCCUUCCUCUUUACUUUCUUCACUUGUAAAAAGACUUCUGACUCUGGUUUUAUACACCGCAUAUGAUUUCCUCUUCUGGUCACAUUAUGGAAUAAUCUGCUUUGUUCUCCUUCAGCCCUCCCGGAGGUCCAGGUCUCGACCCCGGGUCCCCCAGGUUAGACUAGAGCUCCAGACCGCUGAGCCCUUGCUGAGGUCCAGGUCAUGGCCACUCUAGACCGUGACCUGGACCCAGAGCGCUCCAGUUGAGCCCUUCAGAACCAAACUCGGCUCCAGCCUUGUGACUAACCAAUCAACAAAUGAAGUAGUAUUAGUUCAGUCUUCGGUUACUCUUUAAAGGACCAAGCAUAACAACCUUUUAAGUCAAUAAAUGCAUAUAGAAAUGUGUGAACGAAAUUAAGAAAUAUCUGAAUACAUGUCAGAAGUGAAAAGUUGUUCUCAUGAUCUGAUGGUUUCUGUAUUUUUUUUAUUCCCAAUUAUAGCAAUUAUUCGAGUAUGUUUCGCUCAGUAUUCUGUGUGUUUACCAGCCCUAUUUCUUUGUUUCCACACUCUGUAUAUUUGCAUUCAUUCAUUUCCAUAGUUCUUUGUGACGCAUAAGAGAGAAGCCAGUGAUGAGCUCCACUGGAGUCUGUACGCUUAAAGGUUCUUCAGAGGUACCUUCUCCCUAGUGGAGAAACGGUCUUCAGUAGGAAUCCAAUAGAGCGAGGAAAGCAGAGGUCUGCACAUGAACGUCCGUUCAGCAGAUGGACUCAUCGCUGGUUUACUGACCAGCAGAAAUCUGCUUCCACCGUCACAAAGAAAUACUGAAGUCAAGUGAAGAGCGGACAUACAGCGGGAAUUGAUAAAUAGAUGAAUUCCUUAUCAUAGAAAUACAACCGCCAAUGAGUUAAAACAACAUUUAUUGAACAUAAUUAAAUUGGACAAAACAAUUACAAAAAAUAUAGAGAAUUUAGGAAGAAAAAAGCAUUUGCAAUCACAUGUUUUAUUAAUUUCUUAAUUUAAAAAGCACAUGUAUUUAUUAAUUAAAUAUUGUUUUCAUUUGGUUCCUUCAUAUGAACAUGCUUAGAUAUGGUCCAGAUUCAGGUGUUUAGGGGGAAUGUUUCUUUAUACGUGGUUAAUGCCUUUGUCAUUGAACUUGGUUCUCAAGCGAGAUGACAUUUUAAUAGAAUAUAAAAUAGUAUUUUUUUGUUGAAUUUUCUACUCACUUAAAAGGGCCAAUACUCUAUAAGACUCUGGUUCCCCAAAGCAAAUCCACUUUAAUUGAAAGGUAGAAGUAAUUAGCUAUGCCCACAACGUGAAGAAGAUUACCACCCAAAUUCUUAUCUGGUUCUUUGUCUGCUGUAAGCGUUAAAUAUCUGUGCCCUUCUGUGACUCAAACCUAGGUAGGAAAUGCAAGCAUUUUGUCAUCUGUGUAGUGACCAAGGCCGCCUUUAGUCUUUCGUUACUUCUCAACGCAAGCAGAUGCAGACUGCGUGGACAAAGUGUACCACUAGUGCUCCCCUCGCUCUUAGCGACACAACAGGUCCAGGAGCAGCUGUGGGUGUAUUGGAACACGUGUCAGUGUCUCCUCCAGCUGAGCCAGGGUUCCACCCCAAAGGGUGAGGGUUAGAACACAGCACAGCUACAGCACUUGUUGGAUAUGCAAUAACGAUGAACAUAUGCACCCCCCAACGGUGUCUUAUGCAAAUCCUCAGCCGGCCCUAUAGGAUCCCGCCGGUCAGAUGAUCUACCUAUGCUAACACGAUCCACUCACUGUGACCGUAUCGUCAUGGGGGCAGCGUGAGUCACAACCCGGGGGGAGCAGCUAGGAGACUGGUUAGGAGACCUUUGUGCCCAGUGACGGCAGACACGCCCCAGCGCGGUUUUGUGGCUCUCCUAUGGUAUUGAGGAGAACAGGAAGAGCACAAGCUGUAGCCUUGCAAUUCCUGUUCCUGAUUGGAUAUGAAUUAUGUGACAGAAUGAUUACCAAAGUUUGUAUGAAAAGUUAAAUAUCCAAGAAAAAAAUAAGUAAAUGAGAUGCAAUUUUUAAAAUGUGUGUAAAUUAGGUUCAGUGUUGAGGGUUUUAGAGUUGGCUAACUUCUAAGCAGGCUUAGUCAAGGUUGUGUUGAUUGGUUUGGGUCACUGAAGGGCUCUGCAGAGCGACCAGUAUAAACGUCUGCUUCCUUGAGAGGCUGCUUAGCAACCAGACUAACUCCUUUCAUUUGGCAGAACUCUGCUUUUCUUUUCCUAUUCCACCCUGAAGGACAAAACCGCAUGUGAUCGUGUUUCUGUAUUGAAGUCUGCAUCACUUGCUUUAAAGGCUGAAAAUGAACAAACUAAAAGGUCAUCAAAAUGAAAAGAAGAUGCCUCCUUUAAGACCAAUGCGUUUUACCUCACUGUAAAUAUUUUCUCAAUUUGUUUACUCCAACUUUGCAAUUUAUACUUUUUUGGUUUGAUUUUUGUUUCUAUGAAAUGCUUAAAAAAUGUAAGAGAAUAAAACUUUUGUCAUGGUACUUAAAUGUCAGAA